Molecule: messenger RNA, 1308 nt
Organism: Cotesia congregata
Lineage: Eukaryota; Metazoa; Arthropoda; Insecta; Hymenoptera; Braconidae
Source: the annotation of a GenBank genome assembly
AUGAGGUGGAAAUACGCAUAUUGGUUUUUGAUCGUUACUUUUCUUGUAAUGAUAUUUGUUUCAUUAAUUUCUAUUAGUGUAACUAUGUAUCUUAAUGAACUAAGAAAUCAGACUGUGGCAAUAUGUUCCGUGGACUCGGCAUUAAAUACAUCGGCCAGCGAUACGGAUGAAAAUUACAACUGUUCAAUAUCAGACAGCGAUCAAAGUAUCGAUAACAAUACACAGAAGCCUGUUGGUGAUGGUCUUAGUGACAAUAAUGAUAAAAUUAUAUUGAGAGCCGAUAUUCAUUCCGCGGAUUCCGCAUCAACGCCGAUCAAUAAAACCGGCAGAAUUGAUAAUCAUAUUACAUCAGAAACUAGUCAGAGUACGAAUAAAACAAAAAAAGAUUUAGUUACUGACCGUAAGGAUGAUAUCGUUGAUCAAAACAAAAAAGAUUUAACAGAACAAUCGACUCCGACACCAGAUAAGUCAAUUCAAUGGCUUGACAUUAACAAUUCCGACUGGAUUUUACCUAUUUUUUACAGAAACAAAUCAGAUACUCCAUCAAUAUGGAAAUAUGGUUGCAUGGGGAUAUUAAUUCAUCCAAAAGCAGUUCUUACCGUUCGUUUUGCUAUAAAUAAAUCAAAAGAGGUAGCUCAUGCUGUUGGAAUAUUUGACCGAACGAAGGGUCGUAAUGAAAUUGAUGUGAACUAUGAUCAACUGUAUGACCCACUAAAGUUUACGAGUGCUUCACCUUACAAAUUAUUAGAGUUUUCGUACACAUUUAAUAACAAAACAAGGAAUGAAACAAAAUAUGAGCUAGGUUUGUUUAUGAUGAUAAUGAAAGAAGCGAUAAAUUCCAUCAAACCCGUGGAUGUUUCUCAGACGUCAUUAAUGCCUUUGCAGGACAUGUUCGAUGAGAAGAUUAUAAAAGAGUGCGUUCACGUGACAUUCGUGGAGAAUUUUGACACCCGUCAUUUUGAAGAAAAAAAAAUUUCUGAGAAACUGAUGAAUCGUUCAGCGAUGGUCGAAAGCUACACAGCAACAUACAAAGACAAAUGUGUUAAGCUGUGUGAACUUAUGUCGGUUAAUUACAUCCCAGAAUCGAACGUCUUUGGUACUGUCGACAGUUUGAAGUUUGACGAUAAAAGUAAAAAAUUCAAGCUGCUUGGAAGUCCACUGGCUUGCAGGCUUGUCAGUGAUGGGCCUGAUAGUUAUUCGUUCGCGGGAAUACUGAUAAAUUCGUUUUAUACUGGAAUGUAUGAAUAUACAAAUGUACAUCAUGAGCUUAAGUGGAUUCAACAAAAACUAAAAAAAAUUGUAGUGUAG